CCUGUCUCUGCUUUUCCAGAAACUCCAGCAUCUCCCACAGGCCGUUAAUCAGUAAUGGCCCCUCGGGGGCGCACUUUGGAACAGCAAAUAUUUGCUGCAGGCUCUCAGCUGCACGCCCCAACCUCUGCCUUCGCCCAAGAAGGACCUUCCCAGGCACCCGGGGGCACCCAGACUGGAAACCCUGCUGCUGAAGAGCAGCGCUCCCUCGGCCUCCACGCUGACCGCAUGGCGGCGGUACUGCGCCUCCUGCUCCCCUGCCUCCUGGCCCGGGUGUGGCUGGUGCCCGGCACGGCCCAGGCGAGGCCACAGACCCCUGCUGUCCAGAAUGAGACUUCCCAGGAAGUGCAGGCCCCAGAGGAGGAGGAGGAGGAGCCCUGGCUGAUGGCCAGCGGGCACCAGCUCUCUGAACAGACCUCCAACUUGGGGUUCAGCCUGCUGCGCAAGAUCUCCAUGAGGCAUGAAGGCAACGUGGUCUUCUCCCCGCUCGGCCUGUCCUUGGCCAUGGCGGCCCUGAUGCUGGGGGCCACGGGGCCGACCAGAGCCCAGCUGGAGGGCGUGCUCGGCCUGCAGGCCCCGAGCCAGACGGGGCCCGGGCACCUGCCCGCCCUGUUUCGGCGGCUCAGACAGCACCUCUCCCGCAACCAGGAGCUGGGCCUCACCCAGGGGAGUCUGGCCUUCGUCCAGGAAGACUUUGACGUCAAAGGGACCUUCCUCAAUUUGUCCAAGAGGUAUUUCGAUACCGAGUGUGUGACUGUGAAUUUCCACAACGCCUCGCAGGCCAGAAAGCUCAUGAAUCAUUACAUUGACCGGGAGACGCAGGGGAAAGUCCCCACGCUCUUCGAUGAGGUCAGUCCCGACACCAAGGUCAUCCUCGUGGACUACGUCUUGCUCACAGGGAAGUGGUUGACGCCCUUUGACCCAGUCUUCACCAAGGCAGACACUUUCCACCUGAACAAGUACAAGACGGUUAAGGUGCCCAUGAUGUACAGCGCAGGCAACUUCGCCUCCACCUUUGACGAGAGACUCCGUUGCCACGUCCUCAAGCUGCCCUACCGAGGGAACGCCAGCAUGCUGGUGGUGCUCAUGGAGAAGAUGAGCGACCACCUGGCCCUGGAGGACUACCUGAGCACAGACCUGGUGGACACGUGGCUGAGGAACAUGAGGACCAGACACAUGGAAGUUUUCUUCCCGAAGUUCAAGUUGGAUCAGAAGUAUGAGAUGCAUGAGCUGCUUAAGCAGAUGAGAGUCACGAGAAUCUUCUCACCCUGGGCCAGCCUGGGCGAGCUGUCGGCCAUGGCGAGAAACCUGAAAGUGUCUCAGGUUCUACAAAGAGCAGUGAUUGAGGUGGAUGAAAAAGGAACUGAGGCAGUGGCAGGAACCCUGUCGGAAAUUAUAGCUUAUUCCAUGCCUCCCAUCAUCAAAGUGAACCGGCCGUUUCAUUUCCUGAUCUAUGAAGAAACCUGGAGGGUGCCCCUAUUUCUGGGCAGGGUGGUAAACCCCGCCCUCCUGUGAUUGGCGACAAGCACGAGGACGCGGUGCCCAGCGGAUGCCGACCUGCCUGAGAAGAAUUCUGGGCGAUCUUUGAGAGGAAGGCCAAGAGUGAUCGAGCGGACGGAUCACAGGAGGCCAGAAAAGGAAGGCACCGUGGCAGGUAAACCAGAGGCAACCCUGUCAUUUUACCGACGAGACAUGAGGCCCAGAGCACUAAGCGGAACGUCCACAGCUGCUUAGCGGCCCUGGAGCGGGCACAGGCUCAAGCUCCGUGCUCUCUGCAGACAUGACCCUCUUCUGGCUCAGUCCUCAUGACUUUUAAAUGGAUCGACCACAGUAUAAUCAUUAGAGCAACUGUUCCAAAGAGCAUUCUCUGUAAAUAAAACUAUCCUCUAUAUUAACGUUACUAAUUUGUAAUCUCAAUAUCAUUUUUUUCUAUUUCCUAUUACUUUUUUCUAUGAUACAUGAUCCUACUCUUUCCUUGAGCUCCUUUCCAUAAGUUUGAAUGAAUCUUACAUACAUCUAUAUUUAUAUAUACCGGUGGGCAAUUAGAAAUUUAGAGUAAGUUACAAUAUAGUUCAGUUCCUAAAAGCAUGGAGUUCCCAAUAAAAGAUGGAUGUCAGAAACUUUAUUAGAAUAUUCAUGAAUUCAGUGACAUAUGUCUAAAAGGACAUCUGGAUGCUGUUUAAAUUCUGAUUUAAUCAGAAGAUUCGGGCAUCCUGUAGGAAAGAGUAAACCUGUGAGUAGAGUUGGGGCAGCCUGGACGAAUCACAUCCACGUGACAUGACCUGUCUGUCAUCAGGAUGGUUCUUAUGGGGCAACCCUCUUCCACGUUUAAACUAACAGAAACAAAGGCUUCAGUGAUUCA
This is a messenger RNA of Myotis davidii, 2359 nucleotides long. It is a transcript of the gene SERPINA10, whose product is annotated as serpin peptidase inhibitor, clade A (alpha-1 antiproteinase, antitrypsin), member 10. Gene Ontology annotation, molecular function: serine-type endopeptidase inhibitor activity. NCBI's taxonomy places the organism in Eukaryota, Metazoa, Chordata, Mammalia, Chiroptera, Vespertilionidae. Gene Ontology annotation, biological process: negative regulation of endopeptidase activity; blood coagulation. The record is from RefSeq and is a predicted model, not a curated record.